Owenia fusiformis is the source of this 1405-nucleotide messenger RNA. The record is from the annotation of a GenBank genome assembly. Lineage: Eukaryota; Metazoa; Annelida; Polychaeta; Sabellida; Oweniidae.
AAACUCUGUAAGAAUCCAUAGAAUACAAAAGGGCGGAAAAUGCGUGGACAAUAGAUAAGAUUGCGAACACCAGUCGAGGCAACAGCGACGGGUACUUCAGAACAGCAGGUCAGGUCAUCGAACAUUGCUAUGCAGUAGUUUAGAGAUGAAGUGAUUACUUCUAUCGACCACACAUACAUCAUCAGAAGUUAAUUCAUUGACAAUAAAAACUCGAGGAAUCAAUUGCAAUAUAACGUACUUUUAAUUAAGUCAAGCAGACAUUCACGGCAAUGGUGAGAAUGGGUAGUUCAUGUAUUUCGAAAUUGAGUAAAAUUAUACUUUUUCUCUCACUGUUACAAAUAGCGUCAACUCGUGACAUAAUAACACUUAAACGUCGAUUUAAAAAUGCACCAACUUUAACGGCGCUCUUGCGUGACGUACAAACUAUUAAUAGAAACGAUAAGCAGCGUAUGGCACACUCGAACAUCAACGAUGGACGAAAAAUGCAUCUAGUCGAAAUAAAAGAACCAAUGUUUGAAAACGAGAAUGGGCUUCACAACGGGCUUCACAAACGUCAAUGGGAUGACUACGGUAUACCAGCAAAUCGAUUUGGCAAACGAAACGCCGAGGCUCAUAAGCGAUGGGGAGCGAUAUGGUUGUCACCUUUUAAACGCCAAGGGUCAGCGCCAUCUAGCUCUGCUACCAGGGAAUACAAUAUGAACCCUGGGUGUACGUUCAUGUGUUUACCAACCGUUAUAUGGAAUACGAUGUCCCCAUCGAAGAAAACGAGGUCCUUCCAAGGAAGUUUUACGCACGUUCAUAAUGGUGAGAACGUCCGGUGUUUUCCCAGAAACUGUGAUUCCACUGACUAUUCUGAACCGUUCAAACAUUUGCUAGAAAAUAGUAUUGGUACAGCUGAAAAUCGCAACGUCUUUCAAAAUGAACAAUAUGGGAGGAACGGAGGUGCUAGUUACGUUUUGGAUGAUGACAGUGACGCUAAUUAUUUCGAAAACGACAUUGAUAUCGUCGAUCCUUUGCAAGACUACUGACCACUUUUAACCAAACUGCAUAUAUAUGUACAUUUAAGCAAACUUAUGGAUAUUUGUUUCUGUAAUUCCAUGUGCGAAAGAGUCAGUAUUCAAACGUCUUAAUCCUAAAUAUUGAAAUAACAUUUAUUAAAACUAGUAGACAACUGAAGGACACAGUCAGGUUGAGGGUAACUUUUUUGACGAUACUAAAAAGGGCAAGAUUCGAUUUAUAGAGGUUGUAUAAAACAUAGGAGCAUUAUUAAUAAGUCCCUAAUGAAUUUUGACACUUUAUUAAUCUCCAAUAAGAUCUUCUUCCAGAAUUGGUAUUUGCUUGCAUGUAGACAUCUCAAAUAUUUUUUACAGAUACUAAAAAUUUGGAUCUUAGGUACACAUAGUUC